This is a messenger RNA of Zasmidium cellare ATCC 36951, 555 nucleotides long. RefSeq lists its product as uncharacterized. The transcript has 2 exons. The record is from RefSeq and is a predicted model, not a curated record. The coding region runs from base 1 to 555 and encodes 184 amino acids. NCBI's taxonomy places the organism in Eukaryota, Fungi, Ascomycota, Dothideomycetes, Mycosphaerellales, Mycosphaerellaceae.
AUGCCUCAACAGCAAUUUGAAGAGACGGAGACCAAGCAGCCGUACGGACCGUUGAUGUCAAACGCCAUCUUCGCGACCAAAUGGACGGACAAGCUGUGCGCUUUCCUCUUCUCCCGCUACUUCCAGCCAAGAGACCGCAUAGAUGCAGUAUGGAUGUCCGACUUCGCGAAAGAGGGAUUCGCCUACGUCGCCAACUUUCACAGCCAAGCCUCUUCGCACUCCCUUUCCCCGGCCGACUUCCCGGAGUCAUCGUCUCUAGCACUAGAUUCCAGCCCCUGCCGUUUAGAAGACCUGAAGACGCAUAUGACCAACCCCUUUGAGUGCGCUGCCCAGACGACGGUUUUGGUGGAUGUCUUCUUGCAGAAGCUCCAGGCGAUGAAGACACAGGGGACGAAGAUAUUCGGAACGCCGUGGCAGGUGCUUCCCUUAGGAACCAGAGAGUCAUUGAAUGAGACCUUUCAGGGGGUCGAGGAUGCAAAGGAGAUGGGUUGGUGGCUUGCAAGCGAUGAGGAUUGCAAGGUCAUGGCUGGGCAGCUCAAGACGGACGAGAUGUAG